Toxorhynchites rutilus septentrionalis is the source of this 2526-nucleotide messenger RNA. RefSeq lists its product as uncharacterized. The record is from RefSeq and is a predicted model, not a curated record. Bases 572 to 1870 code for a protein of 432 amino acids. NCBI's taxonomy places the organism in Eukaryota, Metazoa, Arthropoda, Insecta, Diptera, Culicidae. The transcript has 4 exons.
AACUUGGGGUUGUGUGUUAUUUUGGUUCGUUAGUGUUGGGAGAGUUGGAGGAAAAGUAUUUACGAAAGCGAAAAAGCUAAGUAUUUUCGUGGUUGUCAUUAGGAGGAGUGCAGCAAAAAAUCGCAAUUGCGAUUUAGAAAAGUGUUAUUUUCACCGAAUUAACACUGGUCAGCGAUUAUGUCAUUGCGAUAUUAAAAGAAUACGCGUUGGUGGCUGGCUGACGUUGCUGCACUGCUUUGCAGAGGCGGAAGUGCAGUGUGAAAGUGUAACCUCCGAGAAACCAGAAGGCGCCUAGGAGGUGUUCUCUUGUGCACUCUGCAAAGUGCGAUACGUUGGAUCUCAACACCCCGCCUGGGGCUCUUCCACCGCUGGAUAGUCUUCGCCAUCCGACAGUGAGUGUGUUUGUGUCUCUCUAUCUAAAAACAUAACACACAUUAAGUGGGAAGGAAACCGCAAAACAGCAACAGCGAAUACAAAACGCAGCAGAAAGUCGGGAAAAGUAGGACAAAAUCAUUUUCACUAGCAUAGUCGAUCUACACGUCACCGCCAGAAUAACAAACCCCGCUGGAAAAUGACGUCCGUCCAGCCGAAUCAGGAGGAUCUAGAGGCGCGAAUUGCCAGAAUUAAGAAACGCAAUGAGGAAAUCGAGAAGAAGCACCGCGAGGCGGAAGCCGACCGGCUGAUGGCAAUGAAGGAGAACGCUAUGGUGGAAAUCAAACCGCCGAAAGAUGACGACUGGCCGCGGGAGCACAAGUACGACAAAAUAGAUUUCACCUACGAUUUGGACGCAGAUGCGCUGGCAGAACUCGAAGAGAAAAAGAAAGAGAAGAAUGCGUUCAUUCAGAAGAUUGCGAAAGAUUAUAAAGUGUUUGCUGAAGGUGAAGGACCACCACCAGAUCCGGCUUACAGCUUCCUGGCAGAUGUAGAGCGCGAUGGCGAAAAGGCAGCUCCAGCGGGUCUUAACAACUGUAAUAAACCCAUUAAGAACAACUUUGAGCGUAAAAAUCCAAGCAAUAGAAGCGGUCGGUUGGGCAAUGGGAACUCCGUUGGCAUCAAUCGUGGACGAGGUGGCGGAGUAGGAGGAAAGUCAAACUACAACGGCAAUAUUCAGAGAUCGCUAUCGACAAACGAACAUGAUGGCCGAAGACCGGAACAUAAUCGCUAUGGCUCCAAAGCGGGCGGGCCCGGUGAAAGUAAAUGGCGACGUGACUGGGAACACGAGCGGACCAUGGACGAUUGCUGCAUCCACAAUCAAAGCAAUGGGCUCAAGGGUGAGCCAAAUUUAACCGUAUCGAUAACACAGGAUGGAGAAUUCAAAAGCGUCAAAGUCACAUCACCACCAAUUAUUGGCAGUGGUCGGGUUGGUCCACGCCAACCAGCGAAACCACAAUUCCAAUUUCAAACGGCCGGUAAUGGGUCAAUGGAUCAUCACGCUUACCAUCAGAAUCCCCAUGGACAUCCUCAGCACCUGGUUGGCAAACCACAUCACCGAAAUGGGAAUGAAAAUUUCAAUCGAAAUUCUUCUGGCCGAAAAUCUGACAAAGAAACAAAACGAGCUCCUAAACCUGGCGGACAACCGCCAGCAAACAACAAACAGACUAAUGGAGGAAGCAUCCAAGAUCGGUUGAACCGCAACCGGGUGGUGAAUAUUGAUAAAAAUGAUAAUACUGUGAAAAUCAGUACGAAUGGUGGAAGCGUUGCUGACAGUGGAUUACAUUUGGCGGCUAAAACGAACGCAACACUGAAAACCAUUUCGAAGAUAAUGGAGAAGAACGCUGAAAUCGAUGAGAAAUUGGCCCGUCAAAUGCACCAGGAAAACGAAAAGAUGGUCAGUCGCAUGAAGGAACUCAGAAUGCAAGAUGGAGCAUAAGAGAUGAAACCGAAUUUUUUAGUGGGGCGACAGCUGCUUGAGUUAAAAAACUAAUCCAGAAGUAGCGCACAUAUACAUAUUUAACAUUCAACAUUAUUAUGAAUGGAAGAUGCUGACGAUGAUGAAAUUCACCCACUGCUAAUCACUUGCAAGCGCUGCUAACAAUAUUACUAGGUAAUAUAGUUUUGGGUACGAGAGAUUGAAAGUGUAGUUGGUAGCUUUCUGAAACUAUUGUCCCUCGGAAUCUGAGCGAUCUUUAUGAUGGAAAGAGAGGAUUUCUACUACGCAACUAGCAUUAUAUCGAGGAUCUUAUACACUUUUAUCCCUACCAGGCGUGCUGGCCAACGCGGAAAGCCGUUUUAUUCGAUGGAUCCUGUCUUAUUUAUUUAUACGAUCAUUUUAACAAAAUCUCAUCGAACGAAGCUCUGCAUAUUUAAUUAUUCCACGUAAUUAUCAUGUAUGCAUGUUAUAUUUUUUAUUUUAAUUGUUACACAAUCGCGGAAGCAUUUAGCAACUUAUUUGUCUUGUUUUGAGGCAAGCUCGGAAUUGGUUUCUAACAUUUUCCAUUUCAUUUUAUCUUAUUUUUAUUGGCAUGACGACAUACACGCAUCCGUAAAUGUUGAAAUAUAUUUGAAGUAACAUUUGAUUAUAAACAA